This is a messenger RNA of Polychytrium aggregatum, 591 nucleotides long. RefSeq lists its product as uncharacterized. Lineage: Eukaryota; Fungi; Chytridiomycota; Chytridiomycetes; Polychytriales. The annotation marks the transcript as partial. The transcript has 3 exons. Gene Ontology annotation, cellular component: ERMES complex. Gene Ontology annotation, biological process: phospholipid transport; mitochondrion organization. Gene Ontology annotation, molecular function: lipid binding. The record is from RefSeq and is a predicted model, not a curated record.
AUGUCGUUCAAAAUCAACUGGCCAAAGUUUUCGCCCGAGUUUAUCGAGCAGGCCAAGGAGCAAUUGACCUCGGCCCUCAACAAGGGCCACAAACCUGAAAAAAUCGUCGACCGCAUCGUUGUCCAGGAUCUGUCGAUGGGAACCAAGCCUCCGGAACUGGAGAUUCUCGAGAUUGGCGAACUGGCUGAGGAGCGUUUCCGCGGUAUCUUCAAGCUGGUAUACACCGGAGAUGCCUAUCUGGCCUUGCACACCACUGUUCAGGCCAACCCGCUCCCGACGCUCAAGUACAAGCCCUCAAUCAAAAACCGAUUUGGCAUGCUCUCGGCCAAUCGGCCCUUGGUUGUGCCGAUGAAGCUGAGGAUCUCCAAUCUCAAGCUCAGAGGCAUUGUCGUCUUGGUUGUGGACAAGCAGCGUGGCGUGACUCUUGUCUUCAAAAACGACCCGCUCGAGAAGGUCGAUGUCAACAGCACCUUCGAUGACAUUCCCAACAUCCGUCGCUUUCUUCAGUCCGAGAUCGAGGGCCAGCUGCGAAAAAUGUUCCGAGAUGACCUCCCUCAGCUCGUCCAUAACCUGUCGUUGUUUUAUUUGAGU